UCUCUCUUUCUCAGUCUUUAAUUUGAAAUUCUUGAUUCACUCGAAGACGCGCACUUUUCAUUAAUUAUAGUUUGUUGUAAACCAACCAAAACCUUCUUUAUCUCUCUCUCUCUCUCUCUCUGUGUGUGUGUGGGUUUUCGUUCAUUUUAUUCUUCUCUCUAAUGCCCUUUGAUCAUUCCCUCAUUCCAGGGCUGGUGGAGUGCUGGUGAUUGCUUUUACUAGCAUGGCAUUGAGCAAUCCAUUCUUUGACGAUAUAAGGAGCAAAGCUGAUGUUGAUCCUCCCCAAAAUGAAGAUUCAACAGAUGUUAGUGAGUCAGUGAAUGAUCCUGCACAAACUGCUCUUAAGCCUAAUGGGACCGUUUCGAGCAGUGUUCGUGAGCUUUUAGAGUGCCCUGUAUGCCUGAGUGCCAUGUACCCUCCAAUCCACCAGUGUUCCAAUGGUCACACUAUAUGCUCAGGUUGCAAACCCAGGGUCCAUAACCGGUGCCCUACAUGUAGGCAUGAGCUUGGCAAUAUCAGAUGUCUGGCACUGGAGAAGGUGGCCGCGUCUUUGGAACUUCCCUGUAAAUAUCAAGGUUUUGGGUGCAUGGGUAUAUAUCCAUAUUACAGCAAGCUAAAGCAUGAAUCUCAAUGUGCAUAUAGACCUUAUAACUGCCCAUAUGCUGGUUCAGAAUGCUCUGUUAUGGGUGAUAUACCCUACCUGGUGGCCCAUCUGAAAGACGACCACAAAGUGGACAUGCACAAUGGUAGCACUUUUAACCAUCGUUACGUCAAAUCAAAUCCACAAGAAGUUGAAAAUGCCACAUGGAUGUUAACGGUUUUCAGUUGCUUUGGUCAGUAUUUUUGUCUACAUUUCGAAGCUUUUCAGCUAGGAAUCGCUCCUGUCUACUUAGCCUUUUUGCGGUUUAUGGGAGAUGAUAAUGAGGCAAAGAAUUAUAGCUACAGUCUAGAGGUAGGUGGAAGUGGGAGGAAGAUGAUUUGGCAGGGGGUGCCUAGAAGCAUUAGGGACAGCCACCGGAAGGUCCGGGACAGUUUUGAUGGCCUCAUCAUUCAGAGGAAUAUGGCUCUCUUCUUUUCAGGGGGUGAUCGGAAGGAAUUGAAGCUAAGGGUUACUGGUAGGAUUUGGAAAGAGCAGUGACUGGAGUGAGAUGAUGUCCUCUCUUCAACUAGCAAUUGUAUUAGAUUGAAUAGUUUGUAGUGCAACCUCAUUUCUUGUAAUGAUAUGUAUCUUCUGGUCAUGUAUUGGGUUUUGUAUUUUAGGAGGCAAAUUCUCUUUGCUUAUCCUUACAUCAAAUACAUGAACAGGAAGGUGUA
Gastrolobium bilobum is the source of this 1314-nucleotide messenger RNA. RefSeq names its product E3 ubiquitin-protein ligase DIS1-like. Gene Ontology annotation, cellular component: cytoplasm. The coding region runs from base 224 to 1138 and encodes 304 amino acids. Gene Ontology annotation, molecular function: ubiquitin protein ligase activity; zinc ion binding; protein binding. The transcript is spliced from 4 exons. Gene Ontology annotation, biological process: multicellular organism development; ubiquitin-dependent protein catabolic process. NCBI's taxonomy places the organism in Eukaryota, Viridiplantae, Streptophyta, Magnoliopsida, Fabales, Fabaceae. The record is from RefSeq and is a predicted model, not a curated record.